This is a messenger RNA of Gossypium raimondii (Peruvian cotton), 2301 nucleotides long. Its product is annotated as zinc finger CCCH domain-containing protein 34. The record is from RefSeq and is a predicted model, not a curated record. The transcript is spliced from 7 exons. Gene Ontology annotation, molecular function: mRNA binding; metal ion binding. The coding region runs from base 302 to 1714 and encodes 470 amino acids. NCBI's taxonomy places the organism in Eukaryota, Viridiplantae, Streptophyta, Magnoliopsida, Malvales, Malvaceae.
AAAAAGAGAAAAAAAAAAGCAGAGAGAGAAAAUGAAAGAAAGUGAGAGAAAGUGAAAGAAAAUUUAGACAAAAAACCAAACUGAACCCAGAAAAAACAGCAGACAAAACAGUGUGUGUGUGUGUGUGUUUUUUUUUCUGGUUCAGUGUAAGAAAGAAAGACAAGAGACAUAGAGAGAAUUUCUGGGUUUUUUUGUCUCCUUUUUUUUUGUUCUUCGUUUUCCAUCUAGAAAAAGAGAUAUAUUUAGCCAUUUGAUCGGAUUACAGUUAGGGUUUACUUGGGGGUUGUUGUUUGUACGUUAAAUGGAGCGGGACCCAGAAUCCGAUCCGCAACCGGAAUGGAAUACUCAGGGACCCGAAACGGGACUCGAAGAACCAGUUUGUCGAUUGGGAUUAGAAGGUGGGUCGGAAUCAUACCCGGAACGACCCGAUGAAGCUGAUUGUAUUUACUAUUUGAGGACUGGGUUUUGUGGCUAUGGUUCUAAGUGCCGAUUCAAUCAUCCUCGUGACCGUGCUGGGGUUAUGGGAGUUGGAAGAGGUGGUGUUGGAGAGUAUCCGGAGAGAGCGGGCCAGCCAGUUUGUCAGUAUUAUAUGAGGACGGGAGCAUGCAAAUUUGGUGCUUCUUGUAAGUACCAUCAUCCCAAGCAAGGAGGUGGUUCUGUUAGCUCUGUGCCACUAAAUUAUUACGGAUAUCCAUUACGUCCGGGUGAAAAGGAGUGUUCUUAUUAUGUGAAGACGGGACAGUGUAAAUUUGGUACAACAUGUAAAUUCCAUCAUCCUGCACCACCGGCUAUGCAAGUUCCGGCACCAUCUCCAGCUCCACAAGUUGCACCUGCACCUACACCAAUGCCCGCUCCAACCAUGUAUUCGACGGUGCAAUCACCAUCUGGCCCUUCCUCUCAACAAUACGGAGUUGUAAUGGCUAGGCCUCCCUUAAUGCCAGGCUCGUAUGUGCAAGGCCCUUAUGGUCCUUUGUUGCUUUCUCAAGGUGUUCCGAGUUGGAAUCCAUAUCCGGGACCUGUUGGUUAUGGUACUCAACCGACUGUUCCGUCAAGCUCAACUUUUGGGGCAACACCAUUGUCUCCUUCUGCAACUGCCUAUACCGGGUCUCAUCAAUUUGUACCAUCUAGUUUCGAGCCUUCGAGUAAUAUUCAGGAGGAGGUGUCGUUUCCGGAGAGACCUGGGCAACCGGAAUGCCAGUAUUAUAUGAAGACCGGUCGUUGUAAAUACGGAUCCUCCUGUAGAUAUCAUCAUCCGCCGGAAGUGUUUGCACCAAAAGCAGAUGUCGUCCUUAGCCCUCUUGGUCUUCCGCUUCGUCCGGGUGCGCCCCCUUGCACUCAUUAUACACAACGUGGAAUGUGCAAGUUUGGAGCCGCUUGCAGGUUUGAUCAUCCUAUGGGAACAUUAAGUUACAGUCCAUCUGCAUCUUCCCUCGCCGAUAUGCCUGUUGCACCCUAUCCUGUUGGAACUACAAUCGGUACUCUAGCUCCAUCAUCCUCAUCGUCGGAAUUACGACCCGAACUUCUUUCAGGGUCCAGCAAAGACCCUGCUCCAGCCAUGAUAUCAUCAUCAGUGAGCGCUUCAAGUGAGCCUGUCGGUUCCGUUUUCUCUGAAGGUGCACCUGUUCCUCAUUCAACCACACAACAAUCUAGUUGGAGUUCUGCUCCUUCUACUGGCGGUGGCAGUGAUGACGAUGAGCCACACAGUUCAAGCUAAGACAAAGAAGCAACCGCAUCAAUCCCCUUUUUUCGUUCAAGGUCAUAAACCAAAACAUUAUCAUUAUUAUUAUUUUUCUUUUUGAAAGUCUUCAAAAUAGGAGGAUUCAUUUCUUUACUAUCACAGUUCCGCCGUUCUCUUCCAUAUCGAAUAAGUCUGUGCCGCCAAACCCGUAAAAACUUCAACCGAAAAACCCUACAUACCUUUUCCGAAAACCCUGCAUUUACAUUAGGGAGAACCGAGUCAAAACCAUCCUAAUUUUCGGAGCUCGUAAAAACGAAAACAUAGGAAUCAUAAAUUUCCAUCACCUUAUUUGGCCUAAUUUCUUUUACCCGAGUCUAAAUGUUUGAUACUUUUGUCAAAACCUUUCCGAUAGUUUGAGCAGUAUUUGCUACAUCAUCGAACUAUGCUUGCAUUAAUACUCUUACUGAUGUUUAGUAAUUAAGGAAUAAAAAACGGAUCGAUUGAAUCGGUUGAAUUGAAAAAUAGUGUUAGCUCAGCUCGUUGAAUUGAAAACUCGGAUUACAUACUAUUUAUUAUUAAAGCUUUGAUAUAUCAUUUGGUAUCCGAGUUUCGAGUUUGAAGUA